AUGAUAUGUUCGAAGGUUGGAAGUUGUUUAGAGCAAUGCUUUCUAGAAGAUGCGCUUCAUGCUAAUUCAUGUUCCAGAAAACGAUGUAAUAUUCAUUGCUUCGAUGAUGACUGUCCAUAUUGCAUUUAUGUUGCAAAAAGGAUAUUUUUGAGAAUUUGUCAUGCAAAUAAUAUUACCAAAUUACCAAAUGUAAAAUUUAAUGGUAAUUGUAUGGAAUUAUUCGAAUAUAUCCUUAAAGAAUAUAUCGCCGGUCGUCGAACAUAA
Cercopithifilaria johnstoni is the source of this 264-nucleotide messenger RNA. The record is from the annotation of a GenBank genome assembly. Lineage: Eukaryota; Metazoa; Nematoda; Chromadorea; Rhabditida; Onchocercidae.